UAUUCGUGAGAGUGGGUGGAUCUUCUCUCUUGGUCGGUUGGUCCUAGUAUCGUACGCGGGUAGUGGGUUAGUUCUUUUUUUCCCCUCUAUAAGAGGCUGGUUCUUGAGUCGGGCAUUGUGCUUGUGUUCUCUCUUCCCCUCGUAAAGAUUUGGUUGCGGAAAUCAGCAUUUGAUGGGGUCUAUGCUCGGCGACUGGCCGUCAUUUGACCCUCACAACUUCAGCCAACUUCGACCGGCCGAUCCUUCCAUUCCUUCAAGAAUGACGCCUGAAACUUAUCAUCCUACUCACAGCCGCACCCUUCCGCCACCUGAUCAAGUGAUAACUACUGAAGCCAAAAAUAUCCUUUUGAGACACAUCUAUCAGCGUGCUGAAGAGAAGGAUUUGAGACUGAAGAGAGCUGCGACUGAACAUCUUAUACCCGAGCAUGGAUGCAAGCAACCGAGGGCAUCUUCCUACUGAGCUAUUCUUUCCAAAGGAAUGAAGGGCAUUUCCAUGUUCACUGUUGGGAUGUCUUGCUGCAUUGUGUGGUUGAUGCUAUUUUGGGUGCUUUGGGGCUUCCUGAUAUCGGGCAGAUAUUCCCAGACAACGAUCCUAAGUGGAAG
This is a messenger RNA of Juglans regia (Persian walnut), 603 nucleotides long. RefSeq names its product DET1- and DDB1-associated protein 1-like. The coding region runs from base 173 to 460 and encodes 95 amino acids. The transcript has 5 exons. The record is from RefSeq and is a predicted model, not a curated record. NCBI's taxonomy places the organism in Eukaryota, Viridiplantae, Streptophyta, Magnoliopsida, Fagales, Juglandaceae. Gene Ontology annotation, biological process: positive regulation of proteasomal ubiquitin-dependent protein catabolic process. Gene Ontology annotation, cellular component: Cul4-RING E3 ubiquitin ligase complex.